This is a messenger RNA of Xiphophorus maculatus (southern platyfish), 2898 nucleotides long. RefSeq names its product unique cartilage matrix-associated protein-like (gene ucmab). Gene Ontology annotation, cellular component: extracellular matrix. The record is from RefSeq and is a predicted model, not a curated record. The coding region runs from base 683 to 1132 and encodes 149 amino acids. The transcript has 5 exons. Gene Ontology annotation, biological process: embryonic skeletal system development; regulation of osteoblast differentiation. Lineage: Eukaryota; Metazoa; Chordata; Actinopteri; Cyprinodontiformes; Poeciliidae.
UGUGGGGGGUCGUGCGAAGGGGCCCACACUCAGGAGGCCUUUGGCUGGAAAUCUGUGCAUCAGUUCUUCAGCUCGGCUGUUUUCUGUCACUGGAAGUUAAAUAUUUAUUUGUUCCUUGUCCAUCUUUUUCCUACCGCUGGAAUUACUCAGAGCACUUCUUCAUAAUCAGCCUGUAUGACUGGGUUUGUAUCCUUCGCCGACUGAAAAGCCGAUUUAAAUGAGCCUUAUUUGCCAUAUGUAGAGUGGAAAUCUAACACAUCGCUCCUGAAAGCACUAUGAGCUCAUUGCAGUAUCAUCCUGCGGGAGGAACUUUUCUUGAGGGGGAUGCAGGGGAGCUGAUCAGAGUUGAUGGAAAGACAGAUGGAGCUGCAGAAAACUUUAGCUAAGGGUUCAAACUUUUAUCUCAGUUAAAUAAGGAAAACAGAUGAUUACAUUGUUUCAUAAUUUAUGCACUUUCUUGCUACUUUCUCACUUGCUUUUACUCUCAGAUCUGCAGGGACUCUCUCUCUCUCUCUCUCUCUCUCUCUUUCUGUCUCUCUCUCUCUCUUCUGACAGGUAGUCCAGAUUUCCCUGAACUCUUCCGCCCUCCUCUAAUCCCAGUCUCAGUCAUCUCUGUCCCUCCUGCUUGUUUUUCGACUCUGGUUUCUCCGAACACAUCAGGACACGGAGUUUAAAAAAAAAAAUGUCUUGGACGUAUGCAACCCUCCUGGCUCUCCUCGCAGUGCUGCUUGCGCUGAGCUCCAGGCCUGUCUCACUUCUGUCUCCAAACGCAGUGUCUCCAGAGGCAGCCGAAUCCGCAGCUGUGGGUAGCAGCACGAGAAAUGCAAAAAGCCCAGCAGGUCAGCUGAGGAGGAUCUUCAUGAAAGAAGCUGAUGCCUCCAACUUCUUCAGGAAGCGCAGCAGGCGAGCUGUGAAAUCCCAAGACGAGAUCAUCGCGGAGCAGAGGCAAGUUCUGGCUGCUGACGAGCGAAAGAGGGAGUUUCACGAGGAGAAGAGGAAUGAGUUUGAGAGCUAUGCUGAGGAGGACAACGACGAGCAAAACGAGAGGACCAGAGAGAGCACCGAGCAGUGGAGGGAGUUCCACUACGACGGGAUGAAUCCUCCCCACGAGUACAACCGUCACACCGCCUGAGACCGCCGCAGCAGGUCCAUGACUUUACAGCUGACUGACUUUAAAAAAGAAAAAGGAAAAGAAAUGCUCGAUAAAUACGCUUUGCUCUUAUAAAAACAUAAAUUUGAUUAGUUUUCAGGAGAAAUGUUCUCCAAUUUUUAUUCUAGUUUUUUUAUUUUCUAUGUUGCUUAAAUCUAAUCCUGUAAAAGUUGGUCAAAAUGUUUCAUAUUUUUUGAAAGGAGAUCUAAUCCGUAAUUUAGAUCAUGCUUAUUGUUUCUCAUUGUUUCAUUUGUCUGUCAUUAGCCAGUUGGGUUAUCAACGCCAGGACUGAUUUAAAAGAGCAAAUUCAAAACAAAAUUGAAUAACAAAAGUAAAUUCAUUUCAGAUUUGUUCAAAUUUGAAACAAAACGACAUAUUUCCUGCAAUUUACAGUAAAAUAGGUAGAAAUGAUCAAAGCAAACCUAUAAUUUUGUUGUCAUUUUUUUUUAUCAUGGCCUAAAAAAAUUUACCUUUAAUGUCUGAAACAUUUAAUUGUCUGAUUGAGAAAACAAUGAAAUUAUGUUGCACCAGGAUAUUCACAGUAAAAAAACAAAUCAAGUAGGAAGAUAAACCUCUUUUCUUAUCGACAGGGUUGAUAUUCAGUACUCUGUAGAAAUGAAAGCUUAAAUAUUGUUUACAAAGAUGUUCGCUGAAUAUUAAGUACUUAUUUUAAAGUGACAAUGCAUAUCUGUGUUUUCCUAAUUCAUAUUAUUCAGCAAGGGUUAAAAUGUAUUAUUUCUAUUGUAACAGUAUCCAUGCUAUACUGCUGUGUAGUAGUAAAUCUAAUUUACUUUCCUUCAAAGAGCAAAAAUAUACAGAGACUAUAAAAAGUAACGCUUUGCUGUUGAAUUGUCAAGCUUUUCCAAAGUAAAAAUGAGAGGUAAUAAAUUAUUGUAAUAAAAAUAAAGUAGAUACAACUCACUUGGAAAAACAACUGAAAUCGUUUGGGUUAAAAAAAACAAAAACUCACUUGAAAAAUAAUGUAGUUGCAUGUGUAGGCAGGCCCUAGAACCAGCCCCAAAUCAUGGGGUUUGCUUUGUUGUGGACAUGAUUUUUUAUUUGUAUUUAAUAGGUGGAGACACUUCUGAUAUUACUUUGCCAAUAAUUCUAACGUGGUUGUGAAGAUGUAGCAUUUUCAACUCCCUCUCCCUGUUUCAUUCAGCUAUAGACACAUUUCUGCAAUAUGGCGUUUAAUGUAAGCUUAAAAUCUUUUAUUGCUUCACAUUUUCUUUAGGAUUGCUCAGAUUGCAGAUUUCUGGCCGAUCGCCGAUUACCAAUGUUUUAAAAAGCCUGACCUGCUUUCCAAUUCCAAUUUUAGCUGAUACCAAUUUGUUUCGUCUGAAAAAUUGCUCAAUAUAGCAAGAAAGUCACUGAAUUGGAUACAGUGGGGUGACUAUUGUUAACCGUAAAUGUGCAGACAUGGUGCAGUCUGUCAGUCAAACCUCUCUCACGACAGAGCGGAAGACACUGGUUGAUUUUCAGACCUUUGCCACGGUAGAUAAGAUCGGUGGAUAAGAUCGGCUUCACAUGUAAAAAUCGUCCGAUCACCGAUCUCCCAAAAUUAAAAAAAAUCGGCACCGAUGAAUCAGUGUACCCCCAGUUUUCUUCUCAUGAUAAUUUACGAAAGACUUAAAACAAAACACGCAAGGCUGGUGAAUGUUGUAGAGUUUUUGUAUUUACAGUAAGUAUACUUCCAAAAUCUUUGAUAUUCACCACAUCUUUUGUUAUUAAAGGGUGGCAAAACCUUA